UCCCACUCGCUGGCAACGCGCCAGCAGGGAAGGACGUCUGCCACACACGAUGAUGUUGGCGCACAUUCAGCGGGCGUGGUUGCGCGCGAAAUCGCGGUGGAGUCGCAGCGUCCGCGCUCGUUUGGCCUGCUCCGUUGCGGUCGCAGCGGCGCUGGCGCUGGCCGCAUUGCUGCCGGCGCGCGUUGCGCUGCGGUCCGCGGCAAGCUUCCCGCACGUCCCACCCCGCCGCCUUGCGCAUCACCUCGCGGACUUCUCGUACCACUCGCGCUUCUACCCCCACAUGGGCGAGUGGGCCGUGCUGGAGGAGAGCAGCAACGGGUCGGCGUGGCGCUACGAGGUGGAGUACGCCUGCGGCGAGCGCUGCUCCGGCCGGGCGCGCGUGCUGGCGCUGGACAGCGCGCACGCGCACCGCAUCUUCGUCGCGCACCGCACCUGCAGCCCUCCUCCUGCGCUGCCCUGGCCAGCCCUUUGCGACGAGUGGGAGACGGAAACGGUGGUAACGGGCGCCGGCGACCCGGAAGGGGCGCGGCUGGAAGAGCACGUGGUGGCGAAGUGUAGCUGGUGGCGCGCAAUCAGCGGCGCGUGCUCGAGGCUACUACUCCAGCGCCGCGACGCGCAUUUUACGCAUCUGCACGCGCUGUUUUCCGUUGCGACCUCCCCCGCAUUUCACUAGACCAAAGAGGAUACAAAUCACUAGCCUUCACGAAGUCGUUCUCGAUUAGGUCCACAAUAUACGAGUACA
Messenger RNA from Hyposmocoma kahamanoa, 742 nucleotides. RefSeq lists its product as uncharacterized. The record is from RefSeq and is a predicted model, not a curated record. Lineage: Eukaryota; Metazoa; Arthropoda; Insecta; Lepidoptera; Cosmopterigidae. The coding region runs from base 50 to 673 and encodes 207 amino acids. The transcript is spliced from 4 exons.